Perognathus longimembris pacificus (Pacific pocket mouse) is the source of this 1560-nucleotide messenger RNA. It is a transcript of the gene Cdc42ep1, whose product is annotated as CDC42 effector protein 1. The record is from RefSeq and is a predicted model, not a curated record. NCBI's taxonomy places the organism in Eukaryota, Metazoa, Chordata, Mammalia, Rodentia, Heteromyidae. Bases 437 to 1549 code for a protein of 370 amino acids. The transcript has 4 exons.
GCGCAGACCGGCCCGGCGACUCUGGGGCUGCGCGCCGGGACGCGCCCGCGCUGCCACCGCGCCCUCCCCACGGGACCCCACGGGACCCCACGGGACCCCCGCCCGGACCCCGCGGAGAGCAGGUCUCCUCCACCCGGCCGGCCGGACAGAAGCGGCCGGCUUUGGGGCCCACCUCCUGCCUUCUCUGCUUCUGGACAGACGCCCUCAUUCAUUUGAACACCGGGGCUGGCAGCGGGGCCUGGAGGGGGGCCCCCCCCCGGCCCGUGGAACCGGCCCACGGAACCUCGGCAUUCCGGCAGACCCGAGGGGCAACCUCGGCCCGCUGCCUUCAUCCAGAGGGAGAAGCCCAGAGGGCUCCCGGUUCCGCCUGCCUCUCCCCCCCAGCCCCCGGUGGGGGGGGGGACCCCGAACCAGCCGCGCUGAGCAGUCAGCGUCCAUGCCCGGCCCCCAGGGGGGCACAGGAGCCCCCACCAUGAGCCUGGGCAAGCUCUCGCCCGUGGGCUGGGUGUCCAGCGCGCAGGGCAAGAGGCGGCUGACGGCGGACAUGAUCAGCCCCCCGCUGGGGGACUUCCGCCACACCAUGCACGUGGGCCGGGGUGGGGACGUGUUCGGGGACACCUCCUUCCUCAGCAACCACGGCGGCGGGGGCGGCGGCGGGGUGACCCACCGCUCGCCCCGCAGCUUCCUGGCCAGGAAGCUGCAGCAGGUGCGCAGGGCAGGGGUGCCCGCCCGGAGGAUGGCCUCGCCCCCCGCCCCCUCGCCGGCUCCGCCCGCCGUCUCCCCCAUCAUCAAGAACGCCAUCUCCCUGCCCCAGCUCAACCAGGCCGCCUACGACAGCCUGGUAGUCGGCAAGCUCAGCUUCGACGGCAGCCCUGCCGGCUCCACCGACGGCCGCUCGGGUUACGGCCUGGACUCGGGGUUCUGUACCAUCUCCCGCCUGCCCCGCCUGGAAAAGCCCAGUGACCGUGACCGAGACGGAGAGCGCGCCUUCCCGGCGGAGCCCGAGCUCCGGCGCUCGGACUCCCUCCUGUCCUUCCGCCUCGACCUCGACCUGGGGCCCUCGCUCCUCAGCGAGCUGCUGGGGGUCAUGAGCCUCUCGGAAGCUCCCGCCGCCGCCGCCCCAGACCCCGCCACGAGCCCCACCGGCCCCGCCCCUGCCGCGAACCUCCCGGCCCUGGCUCCCCACCCCCCACCAGCCCCGUCUGCGAACCCCUCGCCCCGUGGACACUGCCCCAACGGGGUGGCCCAGGGCAGAGCCAGGCAGGCGGGAGGAGAAGGACCCCGCGGGGCCCCCGGCGCGGCCCUGGGCGGCAGCGGGCACCGGGCAGCCGGCUGGAGGGCCGGCCCGGGCGGCCGACACUACACAGAGAUGGACGCCCGGCGGGAGCUGGCGGGGGUGCUGCCCCAAGUUCGAGGCUCGUGGGAGAGCCUGGAUGAGGAGUGGAGGGCGCCCCGGGCAGACAGCAGCCCCCCUGUACCCCGCACCGUGCAGGCCGGUGCCUUCCGGUUUGCCGACGAGGAGGAGGAGGACGAUGAGGUCAAAGUGUGAGCUGCCCCGGG